Messenger RNA from Cajanus cajan (pigeon pea), 507 nucleotides. NCBI's taxonomy places the organism in Eukaryota, Viridiplantae, Streptophyta, Magnoliopsida, Fabales, Fabaceae. The record is from RefSeq and is a predicted model, not a curated record.
AUGGUCUGGGGGCUCUCGGGUUUUGGGUUUCCACUUGGCGGCAGAGGGGCGGGAGCAGAGGCAGUGGAAGGCGCCACCGAGGAAGAAGAGGUGGAGGAGGAGGAAGGCGGCGAAUCCCAGGAAGAAGAAGAAGAGAUAGAUUGGAUUGAAGCUUUAGAGUUUGAAAUUCGUAAUGUGGGAUCUUCGCUUAGGACACCAUUUGACAAUGUUCCUGCAAGGUUUUGCAUCGGGCAUGACCUUAGUCACGUCGAGUGCAAGUGUGACAAAAAGGUGAUUUACAUCACGAGGUUAAAGAUGUUGCCAAUGAGAUCUAGUAUUUGCAAAUGAGUUUAUGUUUUGAUAGUAUAUGACGUUGAGACAGUUGGAAUUUAUGUUUCUUUUAGUUAUUUUUUUCAACAAUAGUUAUUUUAAUAUAUUAGAUUUCAUUUAGAUAUUAAUUGAUUUUGUUUUGUUAGAAUGUGAUACUCUCUAUAUUGAACACGAUAAUUUUUUAUUAUAAUAAAUUUC